Messenger RNA from Asterias rubens (European starfish), 8102 nucleotides. Its product is annotated as zinc finger protein 608-like. Bases 734 to 5890 code for a protein of 1718 amino acids. Lineage: Eukaryota; Metazoa; Echinodermata; Asteroidea; Forcipulatida; Asteriidae. Gene Ontology annotation, biological process: regulation of transcription by RNA polymerase II. The transcript has 7 exons. Gene Ontology annotation, cellular component: nucleus. The record is from RefSeq and is a predicted model, not a curated record.
GUUUGCUAUGCCCAUUGUGAGAAAGGCUUCUCUACUCUGUACACAUGGUACACUGUGAAGCACAUCAGCCAGUGAGGGAUUAUACAGUAACCUGCGUAGUGUGUUGCAUCGCAUAUGGACUGAAUUCGAUUCACAUUGUGUGAUACCGUAGAGAUCUUUGUAUUAUGCACAGGUAGCGAAUGACUAAGGGAGCUAGUAGCUAGGCCGGGCUGCGGAGUGAGUUGAAGCAGAGAGUUAUCACCCAGUCUCUAGUUAACAAUGCCAACGUACUGAUCAUGUGGAUAAGCUUUACAAUCAGAUCGCCAGUUGAAGAGGAAUGACUUUCUAAAUUCUCUUGUUGAAGUCUUUCUCGGCACAUCUGAAUCUCAUGGAAUAUUACAACCGUGGAUUUUAUAGUUGCGUGGCGCACUGCCUGGCAGUGAGUUGGCCCUUUAUUUCAAGGGGAGUGGAACAUAACCCAGACAGGACUAACAGCGUGUAGGCCAGUGUUUUUUGUCAUGAACCACUGACCCCCUGCAUAUUGUGGAGAUCUCACAUCACCAGCAAUGCAAGAUUCUUGGCGUAAACUUGUUGACAGCCUGUAACCUUUGACCUGUGUGCCGUGACCUGCUGACCUUUUUUGGCUGUUAUUAUCUCAUCCUGGCAGGGGAGGAAAGUUUGAGUUUGUGUGUGCCUCUCCUCAGUUUAAGGGGCCUUGUAGGGGCAGCCUGCGUGCCUUUAAUGUCGCGCCAAGAUGGACACUAGCAUCAUCAGCCCCGACCCAGCAACCAAAGAGGAGGUUACACCACAGUACGAUAGCAGUGAAGAAUGGGAGAUUGGGCUUGGCAACCUGAUCAUUGACCUGGACGCUGACCUAGAGAAGGACCGGCAGGAUGUCCCUUCAGCAGACUCCAGUCCAAUGAGAAUUGGCAAGAUGAAAAUUAAACGCAAAGUCAGUAGCUCUAAGGGUGAUACGGCCGCCGCGUCACCCCGUAAAGAUCAAGCUGCGAACAACAUCGAUGAAUCUACCCUUCCAACGGCCACGACGACAGUGCCAGCGCACCAAGCAUCACCUGAGAGACCAGUAUUAAAACAGGACGUAGUUGCUAAAUCACGAAUGGUGGUCCAACAUAAGAAAGACUUGAACCUUAAACAAGAUAAGACAUUUAUAAACCCAACAGGGAACAAUGCUUCCAAAGGGCCUGUUAUAGUGUCCCUGACGUCAGCGACAACGCCAACAACGUUGAAUACACCUAACCCCACCGUUCUAUUAAACACUUCCAUCGCCUCUUCCACAUCGGCCACACCUCUUCCUCCGCCAUUACAGCAGCAACCAAAACAUGCAGAGAACCAAAAUCAUAGUAUUGCACACAGCGUGGCCAUUGCUGGCAGUCCUAUGAAGAUGUUGACCAUCAAUGCUGUCAAACUCCCCGAGAUCAAGGACUCUGACAAGAAACCGAGUAAAAUGGAGAGUCGAGGAGCGGAAGAGGAGGUGAAAGUGAAAGAGGAAGUGAACGUCGUCGUGAACAAGAAGAAGGAAGAGAAAGAGGUCAAAGUGGAGACAAAUAGUAAGAAGGAAGGAUCGCACAGUGGUGGAGCAAAGAAACAUGGAGGGAAGAAAGGCAAAAACGAGAAGGCGACCACUCACUCGGUUGCCGUAGACACCUGUGACAUGUCCACACUCACUGACCCUGAUUGUCUAGGGCCUUGUGAACCAGGAACUUCAGUCAACCUGGAGGGCAUUGUGUGGCAUGAAACUGACCAGGGUGUACUGGUGGUGAAUGUUACUUGGAGAAACAAGACCUAUGUUGGGACACUACUUGACUGCACAAAGCAUGACUGGGCACCACCAAGGUUCUGCGAUUCACCCACCAGCGAUAUGGAAAAUAGGAACGCAAAAACACCAGGGAGACCCAAGCGAGGGCGUAGCAGCUCUUCCACAACAAAUAGUGACCUCAGCAACUUCACAGAGACACGUUCUUCCAUUCACAGUAAACUUCGCAACUCUACCACAAUCAAAGGGCGACGGGGCAGCGGUGCAUCCAAUGGCAGUCGCACGCCCCCGAACGCCAUCGAUCGGAACCAGGGUAAACGGAAAAUCCGCCCCACGGACAUUGACUUGAGCUCCGGGGAAGAUAGUAAUAAAGCGGCCAAGAGGAUGAAAACGGCCAGGAAUACACCGACACCAAAUUCAUCUGAGGGUGCAACUUCACCUGUUUUUAUUGAGUGCCCAGAACCAAACUGCAAUAAAAAGUACAAACAUAUAAAUGGAUUAAGAUACCACCAGACACAUGCCCACCAAGAUAAUCCGAGACCGGAAGCGAUAACUCCGGAUGAGUCAGACAAUCCAGAAUCAACCAAAGCUGUGACUGACGAAGUCCCUGAUUUGAACCUCUCCAAGGAAGAGAAGACUCAAAUGGCUUCAGAGCUUCCUCAAGGAGCUUUACCUAGUACUCCCUGUCCACCCAAGGUGGCGGCCAGUACAGCGGACAAAUCCAAAGACACCAAAACAUCUCCCUCGACGUCGACAACUCCUACUGAGAAGAGGGAAGAAAGUUUACCGCCUUGUUCACCGACAGGAAGUACAUCAACUGACUCGUCGUGCAAAGACUCUAUUACUAAAGACAGCACUGUCAAAGGAAAAGUGGAUGUAGCCCGCAGCCCUAAAGGUGGGCAGCAUAAAAUUCCAGCCGAAAAGUCAAGUCCAAGUAAGCUCCUUCAUGGUGUGAGCAAAAGCAAAGACUCUGUUAGUGCCGUCAAAACAAAGACUGAUUCUCACUCAAACGAUAAGUCCAACAACAAGCACAAGAAAGCAGUUACGAGUCUAGCUGCGACUAGCAAUCAGAAGGAUAUGUCAGUGUUUGAUUUUAACUCUACGGCUGAGGCUGAUGAUCAUUCUAAAAAGAUGAAUGCAAACAUUGCUGAGAAACCAACUGGUGUGAGUGUUAUACGAUCUAAUCCAGAGCAAAUUACGAUCAAGACUGAGCCUCUCAGUCCACCAGCUGUGGGGGUUCCUAAAACUCCAGAUAUGCUUAAGAUGCCUACGACGCCUCAGCAUAGUGACGAUGCGCAGAAACAUUCUAAGAGUAAAGAAAAGGAGAAGGCAAAAGGAGGCUCGGAAAAGAAAAAGUCAAAACAGGACAAAACAGUCCAGAAGCCCAAAUCGGCCCGGCCGAUUGCCCCUGCUCCGCCCCAUCCCCAACCACCACAACUCAUUGCAAUACCAGCCAUUGUCGCCACAAGCAGUACAACAACUCCAACGCCUUUGACGAUACCGUCAGUGACAACCAAACCUACAGGGUCAUCACCUAGUACUGGCCCAGCACUCAAACCAAUCCAACCAAAGCCUUCCGUGGCAGACAACUCCACUGUGAAUACAUCCAUAGCGAAUCUUAAAGAUAAGAAAUCCAAACCGAAGAAAAAAUCAAAGACUGAUAAAGAGAAACAUACAUCAGGUACUACCCCAAAGGAAGGGACCAAAGUAGACUCUAAAGAUAACGUUAAACCAAAAGAGGCAAAGCCAAAGGAUUCUCCGCCAACCAGUCGGCCAGAUCAACUCACUGAAGCAUCGAUAGCAGCAGCAUUGUUAGAGAAUAACAUUCUCAAACAGGCUCUUACAGCGUCAGGUAUUGGUCCAGAGGAUGCUGGUAGGAACUCUCCAUAUGUUGCUGGGAGUAGUUCUGACAAUCAGGCCAAAGGGACUGACCAACCACCCAAAGAGACCCCAAAGGAGCUUCAUUCACUAAUCCCUAGCAGGCUGAUGGCUAAUCCCACCAUGCCAGAAAUGCCAAAGCUUAUCCCUACGAGUAGUAUAUUGAACUCGGCCAAUAGACCACCACACCAUGGACCAAUGCAGCCUCAGCAACAACAGCAACCACCACCUCCCCCUCCCACAAAACCAAUCAUCCCAUCCUCCCCAGAGGCCAUGAAAACUGAAUUUCAAGGACUCCCACCAACUACCCAAACCAAGUCCAACACCUUGCCCUCAGAACACCCUGUGCCGACCUUGACUGUGCCACAAAGUACCGAGGACGGUCGAGCAGGAAGUCCAGCCUACUCUGAUAUCUCAGAUGCAAACGACGAUCCCCCGAUUGUCGCAGCUAAACCAAGAGAGGACAGAGAUCCUUAUGCUUUUCACGACACUCCGAUAUCAAGGGCGCAGCAGGCUAACAAGCCAGUCCCAGAGGAUCUACGUAGGGUUGAGCGAGAACAACUAGCUGUACCGAUGUUCUCACCACUAACGGAGGUAGCACGAGAACGCGGUGUUAGCAAUGAAUCAUUGGCAAAGUCACUAGACACGAUGAGAUCAACUCCUACUCAAUCAAUUAAAUUAGAGACUACUCGCGAACCCAUCAAGGAAGGGCCUGAAGCUAAGAAGGCAAGGAAAGACACUCAAAGUCCAUCAACUGACUCAACCUACAGGCCCCAAGCUCAACCAGGAACUGUGUUUGGAGGACAGUAUUCCUUUGUACCUGGAUAUGUAGCAAUGGACCCUUCUUAUCAUCAAAGACUAAUAUCCACUGAUCCCCAUUAUAGACAACAACAUGAGCAGUUCAUUGGUGAGCAACGCAAACGUGCCGAGGCAGAAAGGAUAGAACGAGAGAAGCGGGAACAGGAGACGAGCAAAGACAAACCUGCUGAGAGCUUAGAACCCAGACCAAUCCCAAAGAUCAAAACAGAACCAGUGACCCCCACUAAAAGGGACCCUAUAUGUGAAUCGAAGGGAAUGAGACCUGAAAAGGAUCAUCACCAUCUAAAGAGAAAGGGGGAAGUUUCUGCUGAAGCAAUUCGUGGUAAACAAUUAGACUUUAAUAAACCAGGAUCUGAGAGUCCCGACUUGAAUGCCACAAAUGGUGCCUCCAAAAGUACAGAGGGGCGGACCCUACAGGAACAGCAGAGGGAAGAGAUGAGGUUGUACUCCUUGUAUGAUACUAAACAGAGGGAGUUGCAAAGGCAGGAAGAAGAGCAACGGAAAGUCAAAGAGCAAGAGGGGAGGCAUAGGUCAGAGUCUAGUGAGUCACGGAAAGAGAAUCGACGAACGCCUGAUCGUGAGCAUUCCAGGAGAGCAAGUGUUUCUCCACGGCGUGACGCCUCUAAGGAGCAAGGUUCUUCUGCAACAUCUUCGAAAGUACCCACUGAUGAGAAGAAGCAUAGAGAAUCUCCACUCGGUAAGAGUCAGUCUCCUCAUGACAAGUCUAGGGGUCCUGGCCCUCCUUCUAGAAGAGUACUUGAGACUUACCCAGCUUACCUUCAUCAGCAGGGGUACGUCCACACAGCCUUUGGACCAAUGCCAUUUGAUCCCAACCACCCAGCCUAUCAGGCCGUGAAUCCAAUGGUGGCAUACCCUACUUAUAUCCCACAUGAGUUACACUACCCACCGCCUGCUGGCCCUCGUGUUAUCAGCCCCAUUUGGAAGUCAUCUGAAGAACGGGGUCGUUAUGAACUUGAACGCGAGUCCAGGCCAACGUCUCCUCCUUCAAGCUCUGGUAGUAAAAGCCGAGACUCCUCGCGAGAGCGACCAACCAAAGCCCUAGACGUUCUACAACAGCACGCAAACCAGUAUUUCAGCUCGCACAAAAAUGAGCGACCAACAAGAUCACCAGAACCUGAGAGGGAACGGAGACCGUCGACAUCUCCGCAUCGAGCAGCUUCUCCAGCUGGGAGGAAGACCCCAGCGACACCCACGACGAGAGCCGAGUCUCCACGAUAUGAUGCCACAAGGAGACACGGUCCACCUUUUCCACCUGGUCAUCUACUACAUCAACAUAUGCACACACACCAGCAUACACACCUAGGCAUGGGAUAUCCAGUAUUACAGCCCUAUGAUCAUUAUGUUCUUGCAAGUCACCAGCAAGCAGCAGCAGCUGCAGCAGCGUCGGGUGUGAAUCCUUACGCAGUAAGAAGGGAAUAAACGCUACCUUUCCAAAGUGACUGUGCAUCGUGAAACCCACUUCAUGUUUUCUGCAUUGUAUCAAAACCAAAGAGUCUGCGCCCCAUGUAUGUAUCUCUGCCCAGAUUGACUGUGCUGCUGAUCAAGCUGCUGAUCAAGCUGCUGAUCAAUGGAUACUUCCUUUUGUGAUAGAACAUUAGGCACCAGACUGUAUUGAGUCAGGUCAAUGACAUCGGUAAUAAAGAGAGAAUGUGUGCUGGAUUAUCAACAUGGAGAUGGAAUAAACAGACACCUUGGUCACAACAUGAAUCUUGAAGUUGCGAUAUUCCACUACGAAUGAUUCAUCAACUUAUCGUUGGAGGAUUUAAGUUCUUUUUUUCGUCGUCAUGGUGGGAGAGAAGACGACUGUUGGAGUUACAGACUAAAUCUUGUAUAUAUAUAUAGAACGAUUAGUGUGGAUUGUUUAGCACUAUUGUUGCCUUGCAACUGGAGAAGGACCUGCAAAGGCUUGUGAAUAUUUGACAGGCAGGACAUUUUUUUAUACUUUUAAAAAUACAAUUAAAAAAACAAGCAUUUGAUGAUAAUGAGUUUUGAUGGAAUCAGAGUUUGUUGGUUUUUAACAGUGAAGCUGUACAGUCGGGCACUUACAUGUGUUUAAUCUUCACUUAAAUCUUCACUUAAAAAUAUGGGCUGCGGGCAGUGUUGUUCAGUUUGCUGGCACCAGACUUAAGAUGGAUGUAUCACCCACAUUAAGACUAGUUGAAACUUGAUCUGCUUCUGUUCUUUAUGGCUUCUGAACAUUCAACCGAUCAACUGGCUUACAUACUAAGAAGUCAUGUGAAUUAUUUUGCCAUAUACCAUGAACAAAGAUAUCGUUUCGAGAAAAAACUGGUAGUCUCUGAUCUUAAAGUAGACUUGCAGCAGACGCAGAUGCGCAAAUUGUACAUGAAAAUGUUCUCCCUUUUUUAACAGCUCUAUUUACCAAGAGCUUCAAGAGAGAUUUUAUACUAAAAGUACUGUCAUGUACAUGUGCUACUACGUUAUACAUAAACUUUUUUCCAAAGAUGCCAAAAUAGAGCUUUUAAUUUGGGUGCAAAACGGCAGAACAGGAAGUUGUUUGUUCUUUUCUUUCCUUUAUUUUUAAAAUAUUAGCUUUAUAGCAAGUUUUGAAUGUUAAUUCGUGUUUCUUGUUGAGGAUCUCUAAGAGAUCUUCUUAAAUUUUGUUUUUAUUCAAUAUUUUUAAAAGUUGGCAGUGUCCAGUGCUUAUUAUGAGAGGAAUGGGUUUUGGGAUCAGAUAUACUUUUAUAAAUAAAACAAAAGUUUGGUGGCUUUUGUAUUCCGGGUAUUUGCAUUGUUUUUACAUAAACAUGAUUACUCACUCAUCGUUUAGUAACCAUUCUAUGUUAAGCCUUGAUUGUUUAUUAUGCGCAGAGUUCAUUAAGCAUAGAAAAAUCUCGCUUAGCAAAAACAGAUUACCACUCAAUAUGUCUUAUAGUUAACACUGGUCAGAUUUUGCUGAGGAAACAAAUUUGCUAAAGCAAUAUUUGCUGGCUUCACAGCUUUUAUGAAAUUUUGCUUAGAUGGUUGAACAUGAAACUUUUGUGUGAAAUCCACCAGUUUAAUUUGAUUAUGACUCUCUGAUCGCUAAAACAAAACAAAUUAAGUAGUAAACUUUAGUGUACAAGUAGGUAUACAAACUUAUUUGGGGGAAAUGUUUGUACUGAGAAGAACUGUGUGGUCUUGACGUUUCAAACAGAAUACUCAGCCUGUCUUCAAAGAGUAUACUGUUCAAAGCCUCAAGACCACACUGGGUCUUCUCGGAACCAACUUCUUCUCAGAACCAACACUCCUCCCAAAAGAGGACUAUGUACUUAUGCUGAAUGGUUGAAGAAUGUCUUACAAGAUUGCUGAAAGAUGUCUAGUGCUAUUUAUGCAUUGAAUCAUUUGAGCAUUGGACAUUGCUAAAGAAAAGAAAAACACAGAAAAAUUGGCUGUUCUUCCUAGAUAUAUAACAGAAACCUAUAUUUUGAUUUUUGAUUUUUGUUAGAUAUUUUUUGAUGUUUGGAGUUGAUGUGUUCCUGCGGAAGACGUUUUGACCAAUGAUAUAUUAAUGAGUUUAUCUUUAACAAUGUGCCGCGAGUUAUUCAACAUAAAGCACACCACUUUGUAUUUUACUGUAUCUUAUUAAAUUGUAGACAUUUGCCGCCAAAUUGUGACGGGAAAAAACAGUUUC